CAGACAAUCAGAAAAAGUUAUUUGUGCAUCUUAGGUUAGAUUGCAAACCGCAAAUAAACACCAGAAGAAGUUAUUAUUUGUGGCAAUGCUACAUUUUUACACAAUGUAUUUAAAUCACAUGGUAAAAACGUCAUAGACACUAACGAUGUCUGUCUGCUAACGAUGUAACAGAACUUCGCUGUGCUCUCAAAGGAAACAAUGGCAAACAGAAUCACCUUUGGAACCACUAGCAGUCCAUGCAGGAUUGCUGCAGAGAAAAUGGGAAGAGAACAGCUGGAAGAGGAUGCUGAUCAAAAAGUAAGAUGGGACCCGGACAAGCUGUCGCAGUGCCCUUUUGACAAGAGCCAUCAAAUUCGGGCCUGCCGCCUCCCUUACCACCUUAUAAAGUGUAGGAAGAAUCACCCGAAACUGGCCAUCGAGCUAAAAACCUGCCCUUACAAUGCUUGCCACCUAGUCCCCAAGCAUGAGUUGAAAAACCACGUUGCGGCCUGUGAGGACAGAGUAUCUGUGGACAAGGACGAUGAGGGAAGUGUGCCUCGUCAGCAGCAGGUCCCCGUUAGCACCUGGGUAAUGCCGAACAUGACGGAGGAUUGGGACCAAGAGGCUGAUGUAAAUGCUGCUCCAUUUGUGUGGGGAAGAAACACCCUGUUAACCCCGAAGCUGGAGACGAGACCUGAAAACAAUCUAGGACCUAACGUUAGGCCACCAAAUACCCUCCCAUGGUCUGAGUUUAAGCAUCCAUGAAAACAUGGAUGGUGACAGUUGUGCUGGCUUGCUUUCUUUAUUUAUCUUUUAGAACCACAGUUUUUGGCUUUUGUUUUUUGUUUUUUUCUUUAUCCUGCAGAAGCACAGUUGCUGUUGCCUGUAUUUUAUAAAUUUUUUUAACAUGG
Molecule: messenger RNA, 890 nt
Organism: Monopterus albus (swamp eel)
Lineage: Eukaryota; Metazoa; Chordata; Actinopteri; Synbranchiformes; Synbranchidae
Gene: gtsf1
Product: gametocyte specific factor 1
Exons: 7
Coding region: 199-744 (181 amino acids)
Source: RefSeq, a predicted model, not a curated record